AUGCUUGCAAACAACAGUGAAAAUCGUUUAACGCACCUCCUGGGUGCAUAUAAUUCCGAUAGUGAUAAUGAGAAUGAAGAGGAAGCACCGGAAGAGAGGAAAAAUGGGAUGAAUGCAGACAACAAUACAUUAUACACAGAGUGGACGCAAUGUUUUGACAGAGAUUCCGGACAUCCCUAUUUCUGGAACAUACAAACCAAGGAGGUAACAUGGGAGAUGCCACAGGAGUACAGUACCUAUCUGGAAUGGGUGAAGAGCAGUAAAUUCAGCCAUGAACAGAGGUGGAAGGUUUACGAGGCGGAGGACACAAAAACUCCCUACUAUGUUGAUGAGGUCACGCGCAUUGUUUUCUGGGAAAUGCCUGAGGAGUACAAAAAAGGUUUGGCGUCUCAUGAGAAGGAACCCGUGAAGGAAGUCCGGAAAGAACCGCAGAAGGAACCCCAAAAGGUUCUGAAAAAGGUGGAAAAGAAGGUGCACAAAACGCAGGCAAAAAAAUAUCCGGAACAUCUUACAAAUUACAAUUCCGACGAUGAGAAGAUUGAGCUCAUUUCCUCAUACGGGAGAUCCAGUGAUUCAUCUGAGGAUGAAUGUGAAUCAACUGAAGGUCAGGGUGAAAAGUCAAGAACAACUGCUAUUGCUGAACAUUCAGCAACUUUAGGAAAGAAGACAAAGAUUGAGGCAUAUCGUGAAGAUGAGAAAUCAUCGGAAAAACCUCCUGAACCGAUUCCCAGCGAGGAACUUCUUCCAUACAAAUUGUAUUCCCACGAUCCAAAUGACCAUCAUGCAACGGAUAAAACAGUAAAUACCACCGGAAGCAGUAUUCUCUUCAGCAAUGAAACUUCAGUCACUCUCUCGGAAUUGGAGAGAACCUAUCAGGCGGACAGAGAGAAAAGCAAAUCACCGGAAAAUCUCCCAGGAUCCGAUGCAAAUAAAAUGUCGGAGAAAUCUUCAAUUUCCAACAUGGAAAUUGAUAUGAAACUCACAAUGAGGAAGAGAAGAAUAGAAAUUCCAAGAAUUCCCCCGAAGACAGAACAAAUUUCCAAACCGGAAACUGACCAAGAUGAUUCAGGGAGUUCGGAGAACAAACCCAAAGGAAGUCUCUAUGAGAACUUUCAGAAGGGAGGUGUUGAAUUUUCUGAUAAAAAGGAUGAAGAGAUGGAGAGUGAGGAGAAACAAAUUGAGACAACAACGAAGGAUGCUUCAACGGAUACCGCGACUGAUGAUGAGCAGAGCAUUGAGGAAGUGAAGGAACUUAGCUCGUUAAUUGGUGCAAAAGUAAAAUUCCUGUCCGAGGGAAGACCCAUUAUUUCUGGAGUACAGAUUAUGCAGAUUCAACUUGAGACUCUCCUGGCUGCUUUUGAUACUCGACACCUAUCAAAGCACUACAUAAUGAAUUGGCUCAACACGACGACAAAAAGCCUCUUGCAGCUGGAGAAUGAUGUGGCCCCAAAUGGUUGGAAAUGCAAAUGGGAUAGGGAAAACUCCCGGUACUACUACCAGAAUUUGGCCACUGGCAGGAUACAGUGGGACUUCCCGGAACCCGAUGUCACGUGUGCUGGGGACGAAAUGGAGAUUUGCACAACACCACCCUAUCCCGGAGCGAGUGAAACUGAGGUACCCAUUGCGAAAAAGGCAAAACUUUCGGAAGACAGUGGGGAUGAACUUCGUGCACCUGAGCCGCCAGCAUGGAAUUCCAGUCCGGAACCACCUCCUGCGCCUAUGAUUACUCCUGUACCACCACCACCGCCGGUGAUAACAAAUAAAUUGAAUUUGGAGCUGGAUUACUUCUACUCUGAUCUAGCAUCCCUGGAGACGUCAAUGAAACCACCACCUCCGGAGGUGAUUGAAGAAGCACCGGCGGCGGAUGUGAAAAAGACAACGAAACCGGAAGUUGAGCCACCACCAAUUGCCCCGAGUCCCAAAGUGAAGAAGAAGAAGGUUAAAACAUCCAAAACGGACAUGAAGGAGGUUUCUCUCAUGAUGGCUAAAUGGCAAAAGGCGCAACAAGACUUACAGAAGUAAAAUAAAAGAAAUAUUUUUUUCAAUA
Lutzomyia longipalpis is the source of this 2047-nucleotide messenger RNA. Its product is annotated as formin-binding protein 4-like. The record is from RefSeq and is a predicted model, not a curated record. The transcript has 5 exons. Lineage: Eukaryota; Metazoa; Arthropoda; Insecta; Diptera; Psychodidae. Bases 1 to 2022 code for a protein of 673 amino acids. Gene Ontology annotation, molecular function: protein binding.